AUGGCCGACCAGUUGACCAAAUACUUUGGGUCUGUCUUCACUCAGGAGGGCACAAAUAACUUUCAUGAAAUGCUCAAGGACACAAAGCCAAGCAUGAAGGAGGAACUAAAGGCAAUCCUUAUUAGUCAGGAAAUGGUCAACACCGCUGACCCACAAGGCUGUGUACUCAGCUCCUUACUGUACUCCCUGUACACUCAUAACUGUGCACCCAAGUUUCAUCCUAACUCCAUGUACGUGUUCACUCAUGGCACCACUGUAGGCUGGAUUACAAACAAUGACGAGAUGGAGAUAGAGUUCUUGUUGGCAUCGUGUAAAGUGAUCUUCUUCACCAAUGGAUGGGAUUCAUGGAAAACCAAAGCCAUAAACUGUGGCAAAGGAUUCUAUCUUGGAACAACCAGGACAUGUGUUGAUGACAAUGAGUGUGGAGAAAAUGAAGCUGAAUCAUCGGCCCUGUGUGGUACCAACACAGAGUGUCACAACACCCUCGGGAGUUUCUACUGUACCUGUAAGAAAGGAUACGCCAGUGAAUCAGGAGAAACUAACUUUACCACCAUGAUACACUGCCGAGAUAUUGAUGAGUGCGAGACAGACCCAUGUGGUGCAAAUGCAACAUGCACCAACACAUUUGGUGAUUUUAAGUGUACCUGUAAUGAAGGAUUUGUCUCAACCAAUGGGGAACGCACCUUCACCGAUCAAACAGUCACACAGUGCCAAGAUAUUGAUGAGUGCGAGACAGACCCAUGUGGUGCAAAUGCAACAUGCACCAACACAUUUGGUGAUUUUGAGUGUGCCUGUAAUGAAGGAUUUGUCUCAACCACUGGAGAACGCACCUUCAUCGAUAAAACAGUCACACAGUGCCAAGAUAUUGACGAAUGUGAGACAGAUCCGUGUGGUUCAAAUGCAACAUGCACCAACUAUGUUGGUGGUUUUGAGUGUACCUGUAAUGAAGGAUUUGUCUCAACCACUGGAGAACGCACCUUCACCGAUAUAACAAUCACACAGUGCCAAGAACUAAACAGGAUCAACACAGAACAAUGCAGCCUGAACAAUUUUACAAAGAUCUCCCUGAAUACUUACCAUAUAUUUUGUUCAUGGAUUAACUCCACCAUUAAUCAGAUUACUCAUCAGAAUGUACAGGAAAUCAUUUCAAACUCCAGUGAUAUUUUAAGGAAUUAUUCCUUUUGGGAAAACAUGGAAAAAGAACAACGACUCUAUUCCUGCUCCAUAUUUCUGCAAACCAUGGAAAAUGCUGCCAUUGUUGCUGCUCUGAAUUUGCCACCUCAGGGAAACAGAACAAUAUCAACUGAAAAUAUCAAUAUGGAAGUAAGGGCUUUUCGGGGAGGAAACAGGUCAGCCCAGGACAGAAUCUGUUUACAAGUGAAGGACACUGUGAUGGAUAUCAACCGACAGACACACAGCAGAGGAAAUACAACUGAUUUAACAGUGGUGGCUUUGAUCGCCUAUAAGGACAUGGAUUCCAUUCUGAAUGGAAGUGAGUUCCACAGCACCACUGGUGGGAAACAGAAGCCUUUUCAAUUAAUCUCAGAUGUCGUCUCAGCCGUGAUAACGAACAGGGACAACAAUGGACUUGAGCCAAUUGUGAACAUCACCUUCAAGCACAAUCAGCAGGCGAACAGUGAGUGGACAACCCACUGUGUCCACUGGGAUUACGCAGCUGGGAAAAGCUACUGGUCUCCUCAUGGCUGCAGUGUGGGAGAUUCCAGUGGAACACACACCCAGUGUCGAUGCAACCAUCUCUCCACCCUGGCAUUGCUGAUGUCUCCUGUUGGAUGGCAGGACUAUCCGUUUGUUUUGACGACAAUUACAUUGAUUGGGAUCCCAAUUUCUCUGGUGUGUCUGGGAAUCACCAUUGUGACCUUUGCUUUCUGCACCAAUGUGAGAAAUGCUCUCCACAUCACCCACAUGCAGCUGUGUGUGAGUCUCUUCCUGGCGGAGCUGCUUUUCCUUCUCGGGAUCAACAGAACCACAAACCGGGUGAUGUGUGGGAUUAUAGCAGGAUUUCUACACUACCUGUUCUUGGCUGCGUUUGUUUGGAUGUUCCUGGAGGGAGUCCAGCUCUUUCUCAUGGUCAGAAACAUCAGGAAUUUGAGGGUUCCUCAUUCAGAAAAAGUUGAGAAAUUCAUGUACCUUCUUGGCUACGGGGUUCCUGCAGCAAUUGUGGUCAUUUCUGCUGCAGUGGAUCAUGAUGGCUAUGGAUCACCUAGGCACUGCUGGGUCUCCAUAAAAAGAGGAUUCAUCUGGAGUUUCCUGGGACCUGUGUGUCUGAUCAUUGGGAUCAACACGGCUCUGUAUUUCACAAUACUCUUGAUAUUGAAAAGAGAAGUUUCUAAACAGGACACUAAAGUGUCGAAACUUCAGAAUACAAGGAUGCUGACAUUCAAAGCCAUUGCUCAGGUGUUUAUCCUGGGCUGCACUUGGAUUUUUGGUUUGUUUCAGUUUCAGGAACAGCCUGGUGUAAUGACCUAUUUAUUCACCAUCAUCAACAGUUUCCAAGGCACUUUCAUCUUUAUCCUGCUCUGCAUGUUAAAUCCCAAGGUAAGCAGUGGUAUGGUUACACAGUGA
Molecule: messenger RNA, 2583 nt
Organism: Hemiscyllium ocellatum (epaulette shark)
Lineage: Eukaryota; Metazoa; Chordata; Chondrichthyes; Orectolobiformes; Hemiscylliidae
Product: adhesion G protein-coupled receptor E3-like
Exons: 18
Coding region: 1-2583 (860 amino acids)
Biological process (GO): cell surface receptor signaling pathway; adenylate cyclase-activating G protein-coupled receptor signaling pathway
Cellular component (GO): membrane
Molecular function (GO): calcium ion binding; G protein-coupled receptor activity
Source: RefSeq, a predicted model, not a curated record